GAGUCUUUGUAUGAGUUUAAUGUGUUUGUGUAUACGUAUGUGUGUUUGCAUGCGCAAUGCUUGCAGAAUAGAACGCAGUGGUUUCUGAAGAUGGAGUUGCCUCGUUCUCUAACACUUCAUCAGCUUCAGAUGUGAUGAAGAUGUGCUCAUCCUGGAUCACAUCGCAAGAUUAACACAGCUUGCUGUAUGCUUGCCUUGCUGUCACAGGGGGUGAUUAAUUGGCCAUGCGUACAGGAAGUCUGCAGGUCUCACAACAAAGCUGCAGUCACAGUAUUAGAGGCAUGAAGAUGACAUAAAGUAGAUUAUAGUUUAAGUUAGACGUAUUCUGCUUUUAUUUAUUUAUCAUGUUGUAGAAACUUUACAUGUUUUGAUAGGAAAGGAGGACAAAAGAUGGUUCUGUAAAGUUGAUGAUUGCUGUACAGUGUAGUUUACUUGUGUGACCUCAAGUCUGCUGUAGACUGGCUGCGAUCUGUUGAUUGUUUACAUAAAUAUAAUAAGGAAUGUACAAUAUGCACAUCUGAAGCAAAUAUGUACCAAAACCACUGCCGUUUCAUUUGUUUUUAGGACCAGCAUGAAACUCAUGCAUGAACAAAGUGUGAAUGAUAUUACAGUGUUUGUUGAAAUAAGUUACAAAUCCUCUGUGUCCUCCGAUUUCUCCCCAUAGUUUCUCUUUACUGCCUAACGCAUGGCUGCUCCCUUCUGUUGAAAACGUGAUAUGCUGUGUACUGUAGAGACAGAGAUAUACUGCAAAUACCUGGGUUUGGUUCUUGGGAAGCUGGUGAGGGGUCUUGUCUUUGGUGUUACACUGGAGUCCUUCUGGUUGGUGAGGGCAGAAGAAGACAGAAGUGUGUAUCACAUGAGGCACGUGGUUGUAUACACGUACAUCCUGGUAUAACAAGGGAAUUGUCCAUGUGGGUCAAAGUGUUAGGUGCACUUAUCAGCUCAAAUCAUGUGAUAGUCUUAAAAUCUGUGAAGUUUCUGAGCGUAUUUAUCAUCAUUGCUUGAAACACUCAUGUUAUCUUGGUCAGUGUCUUUUUUACUGCUUAUAAACCAGGGCUGCACAUUUUUAAAACUAUGUAACAAAACAGAAUUAUGAUGAAGUAGUAGUGCUGCAGAGAUGCCCUGGAUUUGUAGUCCAGGGCAUCUCCUGGACUACAAAUCUUGUUCUUCAGAUUUAAGAACAUCUUUGUGAUGCAAAAAUGGUCAUUCCCGCACUACUCAUGAAUCAUAUCGCAAUAUCUGUCAGAAUAAUCACAAUAUGAUGUUUUUACCAUAUCAUGCAGCCCUAAUAUACAUACCGCUGAGGUGAAACAGUCACACCAUGACACUAAAUACCUCAUCAUGUAGUUUUUUAAUGUAUGUAAAGUUUUGGAUUGUAGUUUUGUAAAUGUGUUGUCCUUUUUUUUUUUGACAAAUAAAUGAUGUAAAAAUGUUCAGUAAGGGAUUCAAAAGGAUUCAGAUAAUCUGUUUUUUGCCCUUUGGAGUCUAAAUCUCAGCAUCAUUCAGGCAGUGAUUUGGCUCUGUUCUCAUAACCAAAGGCCAGGCCAUGGCUAAAGAGGAAGUGUUGUAUCUCUGAGAGGAAACUCUCUUUCCUUUCCUCUCUCUUUCUCUCCCUCUCUCUGUCUCUUGCUCUCUCUCUCUCACCUUCUUCCCCUUCCUGCAGGGCUUUGCUGUUUGAAAACCCACGGGGUAGCAGAGGUGUCAUGGUGCAGCUUAAUUUAGAUGCCACACACUCAAGUCAUUCUUUAUCUCUGCUACAAUCAGAGGUUUAUAGCCACUGCCAUCAAGAAACAUGCACAAGUGUAACGUUUGGCUGUACUAUCAUGCUUAUCCUGUAACUGUGGACAGACUGGGUUUAUUCUCUCUCUGACUCCCACACUUCCAGAAUGAAGGUGAAAUUCCUGUAUAAAAGCUGUGGUUUCUAGUGGCAACGAGCUGCCUGCUUCCCUCUGAUCCCUUCCUGUUUGAAGACAGAGGCAGAAAAGAAGCGGGGGUCACACGUUUGCACUUUAAAGCAGGGCUGAGGUCCAUGCUUUAGUAUUGAAGGUCAGGUUCACACAUUUUAAAGGCUGUCUUAAAACAACAGAUGAACAUUGAAAAGGGCAUCCACAGACCUCUGUGUUGAAAAAUAUAUCCCAAAGUUCAUCUGACACUUAUGAAGCUUUGAGUUAGACAAAUAAAGUGAGUCUCUUCCAAAGUUAGUUGUUUUUGUUUUGUAUAUAGUUCUCGCACCAUGAACAAAAAGAGCCAAUUUUGUGCUAAAAAGGUUGUAACUGGAAGAUACCCAUUCAAUUUGUCUAACAUUGACAGCUGAAGCCCUGGCUAUAUUCGCUUCUGAUAAACAUUUGAUCCAUUUUGGCAUGAAAGGAUGACUGUGGAUUUUCAUUUGGAUCAAUAUUAUGUCAUAUAGACUUUGCCUUCUGCACAAAACUGCAUCAUUUUUAAAAACCCUUCGUUCAGUCCAUUUACAUCUUCUUGUCUUUAAAUAGCGGACUUUAGAAGAUUGGAUAUUAAGGUUUGGAGGUCAGGAAUAUUUUCUUUCAACGUAAAUCCUCUCCCAGAGAGUAGACGUGAUAUUGCUGACCCACUGCCUAUGUGUUGAACCCAAUAUUAAAGUAGUAAAAGCUGUGCUGAUACCCUCUAACCCCCCUACUGGGCUGUAGAGGUGUCUGGUUACCUGAGCUCAGAGAUCUGACUGAGGAGUUAUUUAAAUAAGUGACGAUGCUGGUGAUUUAUAUCUGACUGCGUAAAGUUGUUCUCACCUGCUGGCACCACAAAGAGUCAGAUGCCCUAUGACCUUAUAACCUGACAGGUUUCUCUCUUCAGUUGCACAAAGUGUGUGUUGACCCUGACGUGCAUCCCCUUUCCCAUUCCUUAUGUCUGUGUGCCUUUAACAGAAUCUUUGGUAUGAGAUUUCAGCUGGUGUGUAGGUGGUUUCCAGCCUGUUGACAGUUGAUGAUGCUCUGGCAGCGCUGGUGGAAUAUGAGCUAUGUUGGCCAAGUUGAAGGCCUGGCCACUGUUAAACACCUAUCGGGUUAGUAAGUGAAGACCACUUUGCAGGGCUUGAAAUUUAUAACAUAGUCUGCUAAUUUUUCCUCUUGUCCACUGGAAAGCCCCUCUUGAGAACAUCUGUCUUACUCGUGAUCAGCAAGAGAAUGAGAUUCUGAGAAUCACCUCUCUCCAUCAGGUCAGACACAUUAGGCCUCCGCUGAGUGGUUUUCUAGUCAACAUGGAAGAGUGUCAGUUCUAUGCACAUGGUGAAUUAUUCAUUAGAGAUGCUUUCUAUGGUGUUGAGCACAGAUGCAGUGGUGUACUUUAACUAAGGCUUUCCCUGUAAACGUACAGCCACAUCCAACGUAAUAUUUCACAUGCAGUCUGAUGACUAUCAGCCAGUUUUUCGGUUAUGUUUCACUUCACUACCCUGCUGUCAGAUUGAUAUCCAACCCCUCUGUAUAGCUGAUACCUCAGAGAUAAAUGUGAUAUUUACAGCCCUGUACAACCCUAAAACAUCAACAUAAUAGAUCCUCUGUGGGGAUGAAAUUUAAAUAAGCCUCUAACAAGUCUCUUUGUUACUUUGUCUUUGCAGCCUCCCACCUCACAGACUCUGUUAAGUAGUCGUAGAUGACUCAGACUCGCUUCACACCCAACGUACCACCUGUUGUUUCCUUUGUGUAAUCCACAAGAGUGAGUCGCACGACGCUGACAGUUGGGCUGAUGCUGGGCAGGGCUCAGCCACUGCGGGCACGAUGAGGCGUGGGACCAGCCUCCAGAGCCGCCGCAGUAAGGGAUCUGGGUCGGGAUCUGGGAGUGGAGACCGCGAUCCUCUCCUGAGAGGUAGCCCCCAGGCCCCGCACCGCCGCAACACCCACGAUCCACAGCACCAUACCAGCCGUCCACGCUCCUCUUCCACCACUGACACCACACCUAGUAGCCCCACCCCUGGAUAUGUUGGCUGUGAUGUGGUGCUGUCAUCAGGGUACCAGUCCACGGAGGAGACGGACAGGAUCGACCGGCUGGAGGUGAGCGGGCUAGGACAAACACCCCUGGCUGUUUCAUGUGGAGCAGACGGUUCUUUCCAGGGAGGUGAGGAUGGCACCCCAGACCCUCAGCGCACUAAGCAGGCAAUUGCCCAGCUGCAGCAGAAAAUCCUCAAGCUCACAGAGCAGAUUAAGAUCGAGCAGACAGCCAGGGAUGACAACGUUGCUGAGUACCUCAAACUGGCCAACAACGCUGACAAACAGCAAAGCACACGCAUCAAACAGGUUUUUGAGAAAAAGAACCAGAAGUCUGCGCAGACCAUCCAGCAGCUGCAAAGGAAACUAGAGCACUACCACCGGAAGUUGCGGGAAGUGGAGCACAACGGUAUCCCUCGCCAGCCCAAGGAUGUUCUGCGGGACAUGCAGCAGGGCCUAAAGGAUGUCGGAGCCAAAGUCACAGGCUUCAGUGAAGGCGUAGUGGAUAGCGUAAAGGGAGGCCUCUCCAGCUUCUCCCAUGCCACCCACUCUGCUGCCGGGGCUGUCGUUUCCAAACCCCGGGAGAUUGCAUCGCUGAUUCGCAACAAAUUUGGCAGCGCUGAAAACAUCCACUCUCUUAAAGACUCUCUGGACGACCCAUCAGUGGAAGAAGCUGUGACAGGUGCUGGCGGACGUUCGCUGGGCAGUGCAGGGCAUCACCUCCAGUCCAGUCCCAAGUACGGUAGUGAGGAUGACUGCUCUAGUGCCACAUCAGGCUCAGCGGGGGCCAACAGCAUCACAGGGGCCCCUGGAGGUCCCCCCAGUUCCAAGGGUAACACACUGGAGAGGAGCCAGAGCUCCAGCCUAGACAUGCUGCUGCAAGAGGUGCAGGAGCUGAGGGAGGGCCAGGCAAGGCUAGAGGAGAGCCUUGAUGGUUUGAAGAGCCACUAUCAGAGAGAAUACACAGUUGCAAUACAAGCACUGCAGGAGGAACGCUUCAGGUGUGAACGUCUGGAAGAGCAGCUGAACGACUUGACAGAACUUCACCAGAAUGAGAUCCUCAACCUCAAACAGGAGCUGGCCAGUAUGGAGGAGAAGAUUGCCUACCAGUCUUAUGAGAGAGCCAGAGACAUACAGGAGGCAUUAGAGGCGUGUCAGACCAGGAUCUCUAAGAUGGAGCUCCAGCAGCAGCAACAGCAGGUUGUCCAGUUGGAGGGGCUGGAAAAUGCCACAGCCAGGACCCUCCUGGGAAAACUUAUCAAUGUGCUGCUGGCCCUUAUGGCUGUCCUUCUGGUCUUUGUCUCAACUGUGGCCAACUGCGUGGUUCCCCUGAUGAAGACACGCUCGCGCUCGCUCUCCACCCUCCUCCUCAUCCUCCUACUGGCCUUCUUGUGGCGAAACUGGGACGCUCUCUCGGGGUACACACAUCGCGCUCUACAGCCACCAGGAUGACCAGAUUGAAGCCAGCACAUGUUGCUUUGUUGACACCAGGAGAUGUAACUGUAGCUGCAGUCAUGCAGGAAGUUUGAAGAACGUGAUUGCCGUUAGGAUGGCGGCGUGGCCGUGCACUGAAGAUUCGGCUGAGCACAUUCGGACACGGCUUGGAAUCAUGAAAAAGAGGAAGAAACAGAGUAGAGUUGAGAACACUCAUGAUUGUCACUUAGGAAGGACGAGACUGUUUACAUUUUUAAAAAUGAACUGUUGUGUUGCUACCCCUCACAGAAUGCAACAUUGUACUGUUUUUAUCUUUAGAGUUUAAUCAAUUAUAAUGUAUUAUUUCUAAUAUUAUUUUUAUUUUGAACGUUAUUUUAUUCAGUACCAUGUAGCAUUACGCUCCUCUCAGUCUACAUGAAGGGGAGUUUAGUCGUGAAACUGGGUUGGCUAAUCGCUGAAAGGCCCAGUCUAGUUGUAGAGACAUGCAAAUGUGAUAACGUGGUUGAUUGCCUGUAGGAAGAGAACUCUUACCUAGCUGUGACUGGUAGAUUUGAACCAUGGCUGAAAACCUUCCUGGGAGUUGCUCCUGUUUUGCUGUGAUGAAAUUUGUUCAGACAGAACAUUUUGAAGGACUGACAAUGACCUUUCAGUGUCAUGAUGACUAAAGACUUUUUGUGCUUCCUCACCAUUUCUAAUAGAAAAGAUCACAUGCUUUUACUUAUUUCUUUUUUUAAGUAAAACAAGAAAAACUGUGUUAAAUGUGAUUAAUGAAACAUAAAGAAAUGAAACAAACAGAAUGAGCCAGCUUUAGAGGGGAAAGCUACAAUGGGCCGCUCAGAAACAGCACAAACACAGAACAUCUGGUUAUUGUUAAAACAUCUGCCAUAUGUGCACAUGUAAACAAUACUGCAUGUUUUCAUUAAGAAAAAUGACAUAGGAAUCAACUUUGCUUUUAAAAGCAAUGACAUAAGGCCAUUGUCCAAGUAAAAUCAAUUUGCCAGGAUAAUUGCCUUCCCCCGCCAUGUUUGAUGUGAUCAGGUUAGGAAGAGAGACCACUGGUGCUUAUCCAGCUCCAUCUCAGUUGGAAUGGGUAUGCUGCUGCUUCAUAUCUACAGUGCAAGUUGUCUCCACUGCCAUGCCAGUCAAAUGCACACUGCCUGUAUGUGAUAUUGUACUAUUCAUCACACUUUCUCCCCGCGUAUUCUUUCUGUAGCCGUCCUUUUUCUAUGAGUACACUUAUCUUAUGGUGUAAUCACCUAGUGCCAAACCUUAGUCUACCCUGGGAUGCGUGAGCACCCAAAGGGUCCAUGCUGAGAAGAGAGAAAUGGGGAGCUCAGCAGGUCUUGCUUUUAUUCAGAUAUGUCAUGAAUGAAUGUCAAAGAUGUACCUCUUUGGGAGACAUAACUCUUGCAAGGGAAAAUCUGUUAGAGAAUUCACAAUCUGAACAUAAACUUGACUCCAGAUCACAGUCCUUUUCUCCUUGAGUACAGUUCCUUGGCUCGGCGUCCAGUCUUUCUUAUUCUCUCUCUCUUUCUCAUCUAGUCAAGGACACAACAUGAUGACAUAGCACAUUAAUUAGUUCACCCUGCAUUUCAAGCUGAGACGCUGAUUCCCUAACAGAUAGUGAGAUCAUUUGAACUGUACAGCUGCACUUUAGCACACGGGUAGAUAACAUGUAGGUCAGGCUGAAGCUUGAGAGACCUUUGAUAGAGACUUCAAAGGUUGUCACUCUUUAAGACAGCAGUCUUGUGGGAUAAGAAGAGUUGACUCAGGUCAGGAUCACUGUCAUCCUUGUCUGAAGAUCAAACCCAGCAGAGAGGAAUUUAGUUCAUUUCUUGUCAAAACGUCGAUAAACUCUAUCCCUCCAAAUUCAGACAUGCAAUUAAAAAGAUUUUGCCAUUGCAGGUGCAGCAGACAAGUUGAGAGUGAGCUGAUCUUUGACCUUAGCCUGACCUUGCAGUAACACCUAUGAUGUAGGUUGUGUGCUAGACCACUCCAGUGCCUUCUGAUGUCCUUUUCAAGUGUGGAAUAAAUAAAAGUGCAUUCCUGACUUA
Molecule: messenger RNA, 7441 nt
Organism: Morone saxatilis (striped sea-bass)
Lineage: Eukaryota; Metazoa; Chordata; Actinopteri; Moronidae
Gene: tmcc1a
Product: transmembrane and coiled-coil domain family 1a
Exons: 7
Coding region: 3747-5405 (552 amino acids)
Cellular component (GO): endomembrane system
Source: RefSeq, a predicted model, not a curated record